AUGUAUUUACAGAUAGACGACUUCAUAGACGCAUUGAACAAUUUGUGUGGUUGGCCCGUGUUGCUCCUGAGCUUCAACUUAGUUGUGGACAUACUCUGCUGCCUAAUAGAAGCUGUCACCUGGCAAGGGCAAGAGGAUGUUCUGAGUUCUGACAUUGCCCUCAGCAUCUGGUUUCUGGUUCAGUCAGUGAUCUGGUUAACGGCUAUAAUUUUCUGCUGCGAUUCGGUCGUGAGGGAGACAGACGAGUUGCUGACGAACUGCUACAGGCUGGAACAGACUCUGCCCCUGCUUUCCAAAGAGUUGGAGGAGUUGGACAGCUUGAAGAAGCUAAUCAAGAAUAAGAGACCAAAACUGACGGCUGCUGGUUUCUUCGAAAUAAGAAGAUCCACUUUGCUCUCUCUCCUGAGCACCACAACCACCUAUUUCAUUGUGGCUUUACAAUUCAAUUCCCUGUAA
Molecule: messenger RNA, 456 nt
Organism: Anoplophora glabripennis (Asian longhorned beetle)
Lineage: Eukaryota; Metazoa; Arthropoda; Insecta; Coleoptera; Cerambycidae
Product: gustatory receptor 68a-like
Exons: 2
Coding region: 1-456 (151 amino acids)
Biological process (GO): sensory perception of taste
Cellular component (GO): neuronal cell body; membrane; axon
Source: RefSeq, a predicted model, not a curated record